Molecule: messenger RNA, 1818 nt
Organism: Harmonia axyridis
Lineage: Eukaryota; Metazoa; Arthropoda; Insecta; Coleoptera; Coccinellidae
Product: putative fatty acyl-CoA reductase CG5065
Exons: 9
Coding region: 141-1646 (501 amino acids)
Biological process (GO): long-chain fatty-acyl-CoA metabolic process
Cellular component (GO): peroxisome
Molecular function (GO): alcohol-forming very long-chain fatty acyl-CoA reductase (NADP+) activity
Source: RefSeq, a predicted model, not a curated record
UGGUCGAGCGCUUGAUGCCAAUCAGUUGGUAUUUCGUGGUCGUGGUAUAAACUGGUAUCAUUUCUUGUGUGCGGUUGACUCGCGUUUUGGUGAUACUAUUUUUCGUGGUUUCUGUGACAAUUUGAAAGAGCAACUUCAAGAUGACCAAACCUGCAGAUAUAGAAAAAAUGCCGGACCGCAUAGCAGAGAUGUUUGUAGGUCGAACGGUGUUUAUAACAGGAGGGUCAGGAUUCUUGGGAAAGGUCCUGAUUGAAAAGCUUUUGAGAUGCUGCAGCGGCGUCAAGAGGAUAUACAUCCUUAUUAGGAACAAGAAGGGCAAAUCCCCUAAGGAAAGGAUACACGAUAUCUUCAAAAAUGCUCUCUUUGACCUUUUAAGGUCUAAGGAUCCGGAUGCGUUCCAGAAAUGCAUACCCAUACCUGGAGACGUAACUGAAAUUGACUUGGGCAUCUCUCCCGAAGAUAGAAAGAAGUUGCAGGAAGAGGUCGAGUUUUUCUACCACUCUGCCGCAACAACCAGGUUUGAUGACACCAUGAAAUACGCCGUUACCAUGAACACCAGGGGUACCAAAUUUGCCCUUGAAUUGGCUAGUCAGUGCAAAAAAUUGAAGUGUUUCAUCCACGUAUCGACAGCGUACGUCAAUCCCCUUCAAGAUGUUCUUGAUGAAAAGUACUACCCUCCUCCAGCCAAUCCUGAAGAAGUCCUCAACAGCAUUAACUGGAUCAAAGAAGACGCUAUGGGAAACUUCACUAAACAACUUCUUGGUGAUAUCCCCAAUACCUACACCUUCACCAAAGCCCUCGCUGAAGCUCUUGUUCACGACCAGAUGGAGAAGUUACCUGCAAUUAUAGUCAGACCUUCUGUUGUUAUUCCAAUAUACAAAGACCCUUUGCCUGGUUGGUGUAACAAUCUACAGGGACCCAUGGGUCUGUUCGUGGGUGCUGGGAAAGGAAUAAUCAGAAGCAUGUAUAUGGACAGCAAAUCCUACGCCGAUAUGGUACCAGCAGACAUAUGUGUAAAUGGAAUGCUUUGUGGAACUUGGUACCAUGUGAACGUGGAAAAGAAACAACGCUACUUCAACCUUACCAGUACCUCUGAUUACCAAUUUUCCUGGGAAGAAAUUAUAGAGAUGGGAAAGAAGAUUGUCUACAACAGGAUGCCUUUCAACCAGUGCGUAUGGUACCCUGGUGGGUCGAUGAAGAAAUCGAGGAUCCACCACGCCAUCUGCUUCUACCUGUUUCAGAUUAUACCAGCACUUUUUAUAGACCUUCUUCUACUAAUUCUAGGGUAUAAACCAGUGUUGUAUCAAAUUCAGAGAAGAAUCGAAAAAGGCCAAGAGAUGUUUGAAUAUUACACUUCAAGAGCGUGGAACUUUACUAAUGACAAGAUGAAAGUAGCCAGAGAUUUGAUGAAUAAAAAGGAAAGAUCAAUAUAUAUACUAGACGGGGAAGGUUUGGAUCUCAUGGAUUAUUUUGAGCAGUGUUUACAUACCGUGAGAUUGACUAUUCUGAAAGAAACUGACGAUAUGCUGCCAGCCGCUCGAAGAAAUAUGAAAAUAUUAUGGGCAUUAGACAGGAUUUGCAAAGGUCUUUUCUUUUACUUCGUAUUUCUUUAUACUUACAGAGGACUAUCGGCCCUUCUUUUUUGAUGAUGAUGUAAUGUGGAAAUGUUAUGUUAAUGUAAAGUAGGGUAAUAAUUUUAAUUAUCUGCUCAAAUUUGUUAUACUUUUACGUUUAAGUAUUGUUUAAUUUUAAGAAAGGAAAGUGUAUCUUAUAUUUUAUAUUAAAAAGAAUUUUCAUAAAAAUAUCGUUAUACAAAAA